This is a messenger RNA of Sabethes cyaneus, 2169 nucleotides long. It is a transcript of the gene Egm, whose product is annotated as complex I assembly factor ACAD9, mitochondrial. Gene Ontology annotation, molecular function: acyl-CoA dehydrogenase activity; flavin adenine dinucleotide binding. NCBI's taxonomy places the organism in Eukaryota, Metazoa, Arthropoda, Insecta, Diptera, Culicidae. The coding region runs from base 101 to 1984 and encodes 627 amino acids. The transcript has 4 exons. The record is from RefSeq and is a predicted model, not a curated record.
UUCAUGUUCAUGUUUGCGGAUUUUUAAGAUUUUGUGUUACUGAAAAACCUAAGUGUAGAAUAGUGCUUUUAGGGUUUAAAAAGUACCUAUUACAGCCGCAAUGUUAUUUAUAAACAGAGGUAGUAUCGUGUCCCGGUUCCAGAGCUAUAGUCUACUAAGGCUCUUUUCACUUGCAUCAACCGGAAGGAAAAGUACAUCAGUACCAUCUCCUAAACAGAGUGGAGAAUUUCAUGAAGACCAUGAGGGAGAAAUUAAAAUUAACACAAAACCAACACACAAACGGUUGGAAAAACGAAAGCCUUUCAUGAAGAACAUGUUCGUUGGAAUCGUAGAUACUGACCUGCUAGUGUAUCCGGAAUCGCUAAAUCGGGAUGAGCAGAGCCGGCUAGAAUCAGAGCGUAAAAGUUUUGAAAAACUUAACGCCACGAAUAAAAAUAAAGAAGAAGCUUUCGGCCUACGAUCGCCACUUAAUUACGGCGGCAAGCAGCUCAUUGAAACAGAACUAGCCUAUUUCAAUGAGAUAUUAUGUACAAAUAUCACUACUGCUGUAGUUACUAUGCAACACAAUGCCGUAGUAGAACUAUUGAAUCAAUUUGCAUCUGAUCGGUUGAAAGCUAAAUGUUUAGAAGAGUUGAGCACCGGUCAGAAAAUUGCCAGCUGCGCCUUGUUUGAAGAAAAAGCUCCUAGUGGUACUAUGUUUAGUACACUAGCGAAUUUAAGUUUAACUACCGACAGAUGGUUGCUUAACGGAAGUAAAUCAUUCAUACUUAAUGGCGAUAAGUGCGAUUACCUGUUGGUGCUGGCUUCAACAAAACCAGUAGAGGCAAUAAGUGAACACGAUUCGUCAAUAACUGCAUUUCUAGUGGCUGUAAAUGCCACAGGCGUGCACCGAGGCACGACAGACGAAACGCUUGGGUUAAAUAACGUUAAACAAACAACGUUCAAAUUUGAAAACGUUGAGCUUAGUGCUGACGAUGUAGUCGGAGCAGAAGGAAAGGGAGCCGAAAUAUUGGUGUCGCUUCUGAAGACCACACGAAUCCAAACAAGUGUAAUGGGUGUCCAGUUAAUGAAACAGAUUCUAAAUCAAGUGACAAAGCAUUGUAUUGAGACAAAAACAGGAGCUGGACAUGUAUUAGACAUUGAAAACGUUCGUGAAGAACUGUCGCGUUCAUUGUGUUCUAUUUAUGCUGCUGAAAGUAUGAUCUACCUGACAACAGGAUUGCUGGACGACUUCACUGGCCAAGAUGCUGAAAUGGAAGUAGCCUUAACAAAAAUUUUCACAAACGAAAGAUUGCUACAGCUAGCGCUAAUGCCACUGCGAUUUAUCGGACCACAAGCCUUGGUAAAGAGAAACAUAUUUGAAUCUACGCUUCGAGAUGCAAUACAGUUUUUCGGCCAUGGAGAAACAAUGGAUUCCGUAAAGUUUUUCGUGUCUUUGUCAGGAGUGCAACAUGCUGGGAUGUCCACUUAUGAAACUGUAAAGAAAGACCGAAAUCCAGCCAUGAAUCCAUCGCAUGUACUGUCAAGAUUUUUCGAUAAAAAUACAAUUGACACACCAAAAAAAUUUGCCAACCUGGAGCACUACUUUCAUCCGUCACUAGACACAGCUGCAAAUCUAAUUGAACUAUCAAUUGCACGACUAAAGUUGGCCACUGAGUGUACGUUAUCCAGGCAUGGUCUUGAAGUAAUAAACCGCCACAUCGAACUGGUGCGUUUAGCCGAUAUGGCGGUUCUAAUUUACGCAAUGAUAGCUGCAUCCAGCCGUGCAUCUCGAUCGUAUUGCAUAGGCUUGGCGCAUGGAGACCAGGAGAUUCAUCUGGCCAAUACGUUCUGUUUCGAAACCAGUGAAACGGUGCGACGACUCGCUAAGGAUCUCGAAGUGGGUCAGUUCAUCACAAACGAUGCGAACUAUGACGGUUUAGCACGUUAUUUGUUUCGACAAAAACAGUACUAUUUUGAACACCCGUUGAAUAAAAAUUUCUAAUAGCAGGUAAACGAAUGUUUGCUUUAUGUAUAAAACUGUUACAUUGUAUUCCAUCGUGCAAAAAAGAGCUAUUAUUUAAAACAAAAACGGAGGAAGAGUUACCUUGUUCUAUUAGCGGGAAUUCCAUUUACUUAGUAUUUCUAAGGAACUUAAUUACCGUAUGGUCGCCAUCUACCGCUCAUUUA